Symbiodinium pilosum is the source of this 1500-nucleotide messenger RNA. The record is from the annotation of a GenBank genome assembly. Lineage: Eukaryota; Dinophyceae; Suessiales; Symbiodiniaceae.
GUUCGCAACUUCCUCGUCUUCCAGGGCGAUGUUGAAGCCACGGCUCAGCGCCAGGGGAAGGACCUGACUGCCUUCUUCGAGCAGAUCUCAGGCUCCGAUGCUCAUCGCCAAGACUACGACAACUUGGCAGCCGAGAAGGCGAAGCUGGAGGAGCAAGCAAGGUAUCUCUUCACCAAGAAGCGGAACGCCCUCAACGAACGUAAGCGAAUCUCGCAGCAAAAGGAAGAGGCAGACGAGUACCGGCAGCUGGAGACGCAACGAAACGACCUUCUGAGGGAGCACUGCCUCUUCCGGCUACACAGUAUCUGCGCGCAGCUGGACAGCUCGACCGAGACGCGGCAUGCUGCGCUGAAAGAGCGUGAGGAGCUGCGCCAGAGACUGGAAGCUGGCAAGCGUGACCUCGAGGCAGGUGAGCGGAAGCGGGCUCAGGCACGCUUGGCUGUACAGCAGGUUCAGAAGGAGCUUGCCGUCCUGAAAGGCAAGGGAGAGCGUUUCAAUCCGGAGCGAUUCGCCAAUCAGAGCCGCCGCAAGUUUUUGGAACAGAGGCUGGAAGAAAUGACCCGGUCUGCUGAGCAGAGUGGGCGCAGGCAGGGUAAGCUGCAGGAUCAGCUGGAUACGCUUCGCCAGGAGGAGGCCAAGCUGGAGGCAAAGCAGGAGAGCUUGAACAAGGGCUUGGCCGAGCGAGCGGUGCGCUUCACAGCAGAACAGCGGGAGGAGUUUGAGCGCGUCAAGCUAGCCACGGAGAAGCUCACGGCUUCCAGCGGCGAUGAGCUGCGGCAGCUGGAACAUCAGGUUCGCGCUGUACGUGCAGAGCGUAUCCAAGCAGAAGGUGACCAGCGAGAUGCCACUGCACGCAAGGGCCACUUGCAGCAGCGCGUCAUGGAGCUCAACGAGGUGCAAAGGGAGGAGCAGUACUUGGACUUGUACCCCCCAGAACUGGCUGAGACGUCUGCGCGGGCCUCGCUUGAUCGCGGCAUGGUGCUCAAGGAGGAGAAAACCAAGGAGCUCGUGCGGAUGCGAAGCUCCAUUGACAGCCGUGCGGACGAGAAGCAGCAGCUGCAGCAGGAGCGGCAGCAGCUGAUCAAUAUCAUCCAGGAUUUCACAGCCACGGGGCAUCAACUUGAGAAGGACAGGGAGAUGGCCCAGGUGUGUACAAAUCUAGCAGAGGCCUGCCCAGGGGUGUAUGGCCGUGUUGUGGAUCUCUGCAAGCCCUCUCAGAAGCGGCUGCAUGUGGCUGUGAAUGUUGCACUUACACGCUACCUGGAUGCAGUCAUUGUGGACACCAGCGACACGGCCCGGAAAUGUGUCCGCUACCUGAAAGAGCGCAUGCUGCCUCCCAUGACCUUUUUGCCAAUGGCCGACCUUCGCGUCUCUGGUCUAGACCCUCGCCUUCAAAGCCUCGUCCACAGCCAGAAAGGAUUGCGGCUGGCGCUGAACUGCAUUGCCUUCGAUGAGACUUUUGCCCGAGCUUUUGACUUCAUGCUCGGAGACGUCGUUGUG